UUCACUGCUGCAUUCUCGUGGUGCAGGGCGGACCGCUCUCAGCCUCCUCACCUCAGCUCCAUCCGCUCUCUCACUCACUCACUCACUCACUCACACAUGCAAACUGCCCCGACAACAUCAACAUGCUGGCCGUUAUUAAACGCUACGCUGUGAUACUGCUCACUGUGCUGCUGUGCUUAGUGUCGUCGGGCCACACGGGCAAAAAGCCAGUGAAGUGCCCUUCAUCUUGCAGCUGCUCCAAGGAGUCCAUCAUCUGCGUCGGCUCUUCAUUUGUGCCGCGGACCACACCGGGCGAUGUCAACUCACUGAGCAUUGUGAAUGGGACCUUCUUUGAGGUCAGGGAGGCCGUGUUUGCACACAUGCCAUCUCUUCAGCUGCUAUUACUUAAUUCAAAUGCUCUUACCACAAUUAAAGAUGAUGCAUUCUCUGGCCUACCACACCUUGAAUAUUUGUUCAUUGAAAACAAUAAAAUUGAGACUGCUUCGAAAUAUUCCUUUAGAGGACUCAGGGACCUGACUCAUCUGUCUUUGGCGAACAACAAUCUUAAAGCCUUGCCAAGAGAUCUCUUCAGUGAUCUGGACUCCCUAAUAGAGCUAGACCUGAGAGGCAAUGCAUUUGAGUGUGACUGCCGUGCAAAAUGGCUGAUGACGUGGCUGAAGAACACCAACGCCUCAGUGUCAGAUAUCCUGUGUGUUGGCCCAGAGGAGAUGAAGGGCAAGAGGCUCAAUGACAUGACAAGUCUCCAUGAUGAGUGCAUCUCCACAGAUUUCAUUCCACUUCAAUCUGUGACCACUGAGUCUCUUUCUGUGGACACAUUCUCCCACAAGAAUGACGUGUAUGUGACCAUCGCUGCCCCUAAUAUAGAGAGCUGCAUGGUGCUUCAGUGGGACCACAUCGAGAUGAACUUCAGGAGUUAUGACAACAUUACUGGUCAGUCCAUUGUUGGCUGCAAGUCAGUGAUCAUCCAGAACCUGGUGUUUAUGAUUGUUGCCCAGCUGUUUGGUGGCUCUCACAUCUAUAAGUUCGAUGAAGACCAAAGCAAAUUCACCAAGUUUCAGGAUAUUGAAGUCUCCAAGAUCUCCAAGCCCAAUGACAUAGAGACCUUCCAAAUUGGUGAUGAAUGGUUCUUUAUCAUUGCUGACAGCUCUAAGGCUGGACUUUCAACCCUUUAUAAAUGGAAUGGCAAAGGUUUCUACUCCUAUCAAUCGCUACACGAGUGGUUCCGUGAUACUGAUGCAGAGUUUGUAAACCUGGAUGGCAAGGCUCACCUCAUUCUGGCCAGUCGUUCCCAAGUUCCAGUCAUCUACCAGUGGAGCAAAAGUGCACAGAAGUUUGUGUUACAGGGUGAAAUUCCGAACAUGGAGGAUGUGGUCGCUGUCAAAGCAUUCUGGAAUAAAGAGGACCUGUAUCUGGCUAUGACACGAUAUAUUGGAGACUCCAAAGUCCUACACUGGACUGCCAAGCAUUUCUCUGAGGUUCAAGCCCUCCCUUCAAGAGGUUCCAUGAUCCUUCAGCCAUUUUCCUUUAAAGAUCGUUAUUAUCUAGCUUUAGGUAGUGACUACACAUUCUCACAGGUCUACCUGUGGAAUGCAGAAGACAAGGUUUUUGAGCGUUUUAAGGAGGUCUACAUUCAGGCCCCGCGCUCAUUUACUGUGGUCUCCACAAACCGCAGGGACUUCAUCUUUGCUUCCAGCUUCAAGGGGAGCACUCAGAUAUUUGAACACAUCAUUAUUGAUCUGAGCCUUUGAGGUCUUGUAGACAACUUGUAAAAAAUGUUGAAUGGAAGCAUUUCAGCAUCCAACAAUGUCUUCCAUUUAAAAUGGGAUAUUUUCCAUGAAAGGGUUCAAAACAAUGGCUGUGAGUUCGAAAUAAUUUGUAGUUUGUGAUUUUAUCAGGUAUGUAAUGUAAAUUCAUGUGCAUGGUAAUACAUGCCGUAGUAUGAGUUUUCUUUUUUCAGGUUCUUUGCGAUUCAGCGUUUAGUCGUUUUUGUACAUCUUUAGCAGAGAUGUUUUUUCACCCAGAUGAAAAAAUAAGAAUAUUCAUGGGGUAGAUAGCUCUGAGCAGAGCUGCUCCUUUGCAGUCAAGUCUUUUGCAUAACUAACACUAACAUGCCAUCUCCAGCCAUUGUGCUGCGGCACCUGCAUGACACUGUUGCAAAGAUUUCAAUCCAGGCAUGCUGAAAAAUACAGAUAUUAAAAGAAAUACAGGUGACAAAGUCUAUAAUAUUAAAUAUCCCAGUAUCUCUCAUACUUGAUCCUUAAUUUAUAUAUUCUUGCACAGAUUAUUUUGCUAAAUAUAAAACCUGAUUAUUCAAACCAGUUACAUAACUUAUCACAUUCUAAAUGCUGAAAAGUAUAUGCAAAUGUACAGUCAGCUAAAACUUAAAUUUGGUUUGUUGCAUCAUAAAUGUAAUCCUAUUUUGCAAACUUUUGAGUUACAGAUGAAAUUCAAUUUACUUUGUAAACCAAAACAGAAAAACACACAGAAAUAGAUGUGAUUUUUAUGCAGUGAAUCAAACCAAUUUUCUGUUCCAUUUAUCAUUACAUUUCAACAUUGGCCAGUAGGCUUCAACGUUCCAGUAUUCUCCCAGCAUGUUGUCAUAAUCUGUCUAAAGGCAAAAUAUCAGCAGAGGUAUACAAAAUGUCUCUAACUACUAAUUUCCCUGGUUAUUGAAAUGACUCAUCAAAAAAAAAGUACAGUUAAUGUAGUGUAAGAUGGAUGCUGUAGAAAAAGAGAGAAGAUCUAGGGCAGCAGCUAAUAACCACUGAUAAACAGCCUUAAAACCCUUAGGUAUAUUAUAGGCAUUAUAUAGGAAAAUCUAAAACAUUUUUGUUUCGACUUGCACAAAUUUUACUGUCUGUGGUUUCCCUAAAAUCUAUAGGUAAGAUUCAGAUUGAUCAUACAGUAUGUAGUAGGUUGGAGCCUCAAAAUAAAAUCCAUAUUUAAAAAAAAAGGAAAAAAAAGAAAGCAAAACAAAACAAAUUUAUUGUAUUAUGUUUAUCACUAGUCUUCAGUUUAACACUCAAUUAGUCACUAAGUCUCAUUAACAACAGUUCUGACUGUAGUUAUUUUAAAAGAACUGGGAAUGUUAGGAUAUGAUUAACCCUUUUGUUAUGUGAUUAUACAUUAAACAUGAAGUGAUAUGUCUGAUACCAUUAGUGCUUGCCUUCCUUGAGACUUUUGAAUGUUUUUUCCACUUACAAAAACAUAAUUGCUCACGUUAUGAUAUCUAUUGCGAAUGUCAUCUCCAAACUGAAAGACUUUUAAUUAAAUAAUUUUGAAAUAAUUUUAAUUAAACAUAAAAUAACAGAACACCAACAAUAUU
This is a messenger RNA of Tachysurus vachellii, 3325 nucleotides long. RefSeq names its product leucine-rich repeat LGI family, member 2a (gene lgi2a). Lineage: Eukaryota; Metazoa; Chordata; Actinopteri; Siluriformes; Bagridae. The coding region runs from base 123 to 1748 and encodes 541 amino acids. The transcript is spliced from 8 exons. Gene Ontology annotation, biological process: inhibitory synapse assembly. The record is from RefSeq and is a predicted model, not a curated record. Gene Ontology annotation, molecular function: protein binding.